GUAAUUCCACUCCACCUGAAACUUCCCUCCCCUUCAGCACACUCCCAAAUUACAGCACUGGAAUGAAGCUGGGACUCUUUGCCUUGCAGUACGUUAGUAUUUUCCCCAGCUAAAAGGAUCGGAAAGAUUCCUCCUGUGGGCUUGCAUCAUGGAGGCAAGCAGUCAAUCCAGCAGUCAACAGAUUCUUUGGAAAGAUGUUGAGGCGGGAAAAGAGAAGAAGGCCAAGUACCACACCUACCAGCGAGUAGCUCUGGUUCUGGCUCUGGUCUUCCUCGUUCUGGCACUGUGUGUUUUCAGCCUGAGAUAUCUGUGGAGCCCAAGUCUGGGGAAGGUGUAUGACCACCAGUACAAGGCUGUGUUGGAUGGCGUAGAGACGGACGGUUUGCUGGAGAUCGACCCCGGUCAGCGCAUUGAGAUCUUCAGAAUGGGAAAUGGGAGUGAGGAGGUACUUGAAGUGCACGACUUCAAAAAUGGAAUCACUGGGAUCCGGUUUGCCGAACAUCAGAGGUGCUACAUCAGGACCCAAACUAGGAAGCUACCCACAGUGGCAGAGGUGGAGGCUGAGGACACAGAGUUACUGCAGGUGGAUGAGACUGAGGCCAUGGAUAUGAAGAUGGAGGACUCCCAAGUGUGGGUUCCUGCCGAGGAGCCCAUCGUUAACCCAGCUUUCCUCUUCGACUCCAAGAUCUGGGAGAUUUGCCAGGAGCUGCCCAUCCACUGGAUCCAUCCCUCCCCUCUGAGCGAUGCCGAGGUGGGAAAUGAGGACACGCCCGACGCGGAGGCCACUGGUCAGCGUUUCACCCGAGAUGUCCUGGACCACCAGCCCGUAAACGACUAUAGAGACGUUGGAAUCGAGCUGGAUAACCGUCUGGAUGACCACGGCUACUGCUGCCAGCACUGUCGCCGUGGUUACCGCUACUGCCGCCGCUACCACGAGCCCCUGGGUGGCUUCAACCCGUGGCCAUACUACUACCAAGGAGGCAGGGUCAUCUGUCAGGUUGUCAUGCCGUGCAACUGGUGGAUCGCCCGCAUGCUGGGGAGGAUCUGAGGAGGGCGCGUGCUGUCUGGGAUUUAAACUGUUUGUGUCAACACAGGUGCAACUUCUCCUUUUGAUAAAUAUUCCAGACCACGUUGUGAGACCAAAGCAGUCCAUUGCACACAAUUAUUAUCCAAUCUGAAAGUUGGCCCACAGAGUAUUAGCCAGUUUAAACAGUCUAAAUGGCAUUUGAGGCGUUUUGAUUCUUUCUUAAAAGGCAUUGCUCGUUUACAGCUGUCUAAUUUUCUCUGCUUAUCUACCCAUUUAGUGUCUUUGCUGUUUGAUCCUGUUGAAUAGGUGCAAUUUAGUCUGGAAGAUGUCACCAGAAACUAAUCUGCUUAAAAAAAACUUAAGCACUGCCUGUCCAUACAUUUUUCACCUCAUAGAUUUAAAAGACUUGUUCAACUUACACUAUAAUAUAUGAAAAUGUACAUGCAGCAUAACAAUAUGUGCAGCAGUCUGAGUGGUGCUAUCACAUUUAGUCAUUUAACUACUUGUAUUUGUCUCAGUUGUUUGUGAUCAGUUAUUUUAUGUUUGAUUAAAGAGUUGUGCACAGCUCAAUCACUCAGCCUCUCCUUGCUCUACUCUUUGUCUUUCUCACACCACAAAUGAGACAGGAAGUAACCAGCUAAACAUUAGCCACCUCACCAUCACGUCGCCUUGCUCCCUGCCGCUGUGGACUGUUUCCCUGGGAGGUGAGUGGGCAGUAGCGGCUCAAAUUCGAAUUCGGCCAGCAGCAGCACUGGGUCUACCAGGUGGCUAACCUUUCAGCUGCGGCUGUCUGGUCCCCUGCAGCUGGAGUGUGUGCUAGCUGGAUUCAGGUUGCUGCGGCCACUGACUUGGGGUCCAUCUCAGGAGCUGCUGCCCACUCUCCUCCAGGUAUAGUGGUCUGUAGAGGCGGGGAGUGAGGCAGACAUACUGUGAUUUGACACUCCAGCUAACGUUAGCUACAUAAACUUGAGCAUGAAGCCAAUCAGCAGAAGGCAAAACAAUUAGCAGCAUUUUUGGUCCAUGUCUGAAAAACUGAAAGUCUGAAAACUACAAAAAAAUCUGCUGCUAUUGACAGGUGUUGGCUAAUUCUUCUUUUUGAUAAGUACGUCUUCCCGUUUUGGCUUGCUUUGCAGUGUAGGCAGUUGAUGCUAAUGCUGGAACAGCAACUUUCUCUGCAGGAUCCUCCGCCAUUGAAUCAGGCUUUCACUGAGGGGAUGCAUUUGUAGAACAGCCAACAGGAACUCUGUCUCUGAAACGACCUGUGAUUGACCAAAGUCCCCCGUCAUGGGUUGGAUUUUCUAAAGCCUGAGGUGCAGAAGUCUACUUUUCUCUCAGUUCACUUGAAUUACAAUAUACUUUGUUAUGGGAUUUUUGCCAAAUGACAUCAAAAUUAAACUCCCUACUCGAGCUUUAAAGCAGAUAUAAAGCCUCCCCAUAUUCACAUGCAAUUAGAGCAGUGUGCGCAACAUAAUCAAACUAAAGUGAAAUGAGGGAAAGAAACAAACAAGCUAAAAGAUAAAAUACUAACACGCCAGCCCAGAAUUAAAGGAAGCUUUCUUUGCUGGCUUUCUGUAUCCUAACAAUUCUUUUAUCUGUUUUUAAGAUCAUGUUAAACUAAGGAGGUACAGUAUAAGAUGCACAGGCCUCAGCUGUCUCUUGUGAUGUAGUUACUGUUGUCUUAUCCUCCAUUGUUUUCCCUCUUGUUGCAAUCCACAAAAUGCUUUAAAUAGUGCUACUGUUCAAACACAUUCCUCUGCUGAGGCGAUUUUAAUCUGUAACACCACGUCUCAAUCUGUCGAGCUGAAAUAACUCUCAUCUGCAAGUAACAGAUAAGCAAGCGAGAUAGGCAUUCGCAAUUGAUGUUCUGUCAUCACAAUAACAAGGUGCAUAAAUGCCCAAGAGUAUUCAAGCAAUGCAAGAUAUUCAAAAGUUAAACCGAGAGACAAAAAUGGAGCACUCAUGUUGUCAUGGUUUGCUUUGAAGCCUUCUGUAUGUUCCCGUCUCUUUCCUGAUAUUUUUCCCCCCAAUUAAAAUUGCAUUGUAUGAAUAAUGUGAGUUGUCCUAUCAUAUGAAACAAUAUGAUUUGAAAGCUGAUGAAGUGUGGGCUUGAAUCUGACUCAUGCACUCCAUACAAUAGACAGGCCUCCUUCUCUCUUCUGCAUUAGUCCCAUUGCUCAUUAGCAAAAACAUUUAGCAUCAAAUUGACAAGGAAAAACUAGACAUGCAUGCUUUUAUUGUUCCUAUUUCAUAACCCGAGUCUCUCUUGUGUAUCUGAUGCAUAAUAAUGCAUUGUUUACAGUAAUAUAAAAUCAGCUCGCCUGCUAAGUAAAGCUGGAUGUUGACUCAUGUUGGCUCAGUGUGAUAAUAAUGUCAGUGAUAUCAAUAAUAUUUGGCAGCCAAAUGGAUUUUGUGAAAAAGACGGCGAAACAUAUUACUGUAUGUAAAUGUUUUAUGGAUAUGCUCAUAAAUGGAGUUCACACUGCAACUGUAUUGUUAUUUUUAAAUCAAUAAUGUCAAUAGCCCAAAGCAACAUGUCAAGUAAAAAAUAGUGGCAUGAGUUAACAAAUGCAAUAAUUGCAAACAUACUUCAAAUAAACUGACAAGUGUACAGCAAAGCCCCCGAGGCAUUUCUGAAAAGUUCAUAAAAUCAGUGUUUAUAUAAUUCAUUUCUCACUAUGUCCCGCUUAUCACAACAAAUAGUGGAGUGUUUAUUAAAACGGAUGCAUGAAGCGUGCUGGUUGCUGCUGCUGCUGUGGAGCAUUUGCCUUCACAACGUUGGGAAAUAGUGUAAAGUGUUCCCUUUUCGUAAGAUGCUGUUAGUUGUCUAUCUGCCGAGGUCUCUGAGGACUUUGAGGACUCUUUUGUGUAGUCGUGAGAGUAAAUUGCCAUGGAAGCCCUGAGAGUCGGUCUGAAUGGGAUGGCUCACCCUGACUGGAGAGGCUGAUACAGAUAUUACAGCCGGCUCCCCGAGAGCUCCUCGUGCCUGAUGGGACAAAAGUCCAAUAUUAACCAUGAAAGUCAAACUUUAAAAGUACUUACAAUUAAAAAUCAUCAAGGAGGAGACCCAGAAAAGAAACAGGAUGGUGGCGAUACUGCAGUUACAUCUAUACAGUCCAGUUGUGUGCUUAAAAAAGUGAAUCAGCAUUUGGUAUGUGAUACAUAUAUCUCCAGAGGUCAUUGAAAGCAUCUUGAGGUAACCAGCUGAAUCAAAUCUACAACAGAAAAAAAUAUCCCCAAAAUCCCAUUUUGAAUUUAAUGUUCAGUGGUUUCACUUUCAAAUGAAAUGUAAAUAAUGUGAUGUUAAGUAACCCAGUGUAGCUCAGUUAAAGAGAUAUUUAUUAGUGACUGCAUUUAAAGACCACUUCAGACACGUAGAGAGGAAGGAAAACAAGGCAGAGUCAGUGGAGUUCAGCUUGAAAAAGGAUGUUUUUCAUCUACAAAAGCAAACACUUGAACAACUCCAAAUCCAAUGAUCUCUGAUUAUUAGUAUGGGGCUUUUUUAUACCCCCUACAUCUAAUUAAAUAAAGGUUUAUUUGCAUUCCCAUACCAUGCAUGAUGUGGUUCAGUACUGUCUACAUUAGAUAUGGGGCAAAUUUGUGAGUCAGUGACAGUGAGCACCAGAAUGAAAGAAUAUAUCAUCUCAAAUGAAGCCCUGCACAGUUUUUUUUCUCAUGCAUUUUAUACACUGUCUAGGAAAAAAAACCCUCCAGCACUUGUUUAUCAGUGUUUUGAUGGGGAGAGGAAACAAGAUCGACUACUCUGCAGGAAAAACAGAGAUACCGAGCGUCUACCGGGUUGGCACAGUUCAAAGGAUUUUGCCUACCUGGCCCGAGGAAUGGCCACUAUCAUUGAGGUUCACAAGUGAAUUAAUUCCUUUUGUUACUUAUCAAAAAAAUGCAGUGAAACUUCACUCCCAGCUGCUUAUUUUCAUUUCAAAUAAUCUCUCGUUCAUUUAGAUCAAUGAGUUGCUAUUCUGGGGCGGAGGAGAGUGAAAACCAAUGUAUGAGGAGUGUCUGUAUUUAGAUUAGUAACCUGAAGGAAUAGCUUGCUGCAACCCAGACUGAGGCUCAGGCUCAGCUGAGGACACAUGUAUCACCAGUGCCAUCUUGUGUAGAGAGAGGUGUACUGCUGCAAUAUCAAACCAGACACUGUUCACUCUUUUUCUUUUCCUUUUUUACAUUUUGAAUCCAUGCUACACCUGCUGUCCUUAAAUACAUCUCUUCUUCUCGGAGAAGACCCUCAAAAUUUAAAAGUGGUCUAUUUAAAUCUAACCUUGGCUGCAGGUUGUCAAGUUAACAGACUGCGCACGGCUGCAAUGGCCAUGAGACUGCAGUCAUCAACUCCUUUUCUCUGUAAUGUUGCAGUCAGUCUGUUGACCUGAUGGUUAAAUAAGCUCUCCCUGUACUGUUCCUGCUACAGGCUGGAGGCACAAUAAUGUCAGCCGUCAUCCUUCAACUGCUCCCACUGUGAGAGGCAGCAUGGCACAGCAGUAAACACUCGCGCUGUGUCAGUGGCUGCAGGCGACACAGAAAUAGUCCUCCUCUCCCAGGACCCGACUCUCGCUCCAUCUUCAGGGUCUCUGACUCACUAACCAAAGGAAUAGCGCAGACGUAACGGCUGCUAGUAGCCUUUCAUUAUUUUAGUAAUCUAUAACAACCUCCGCUUACCAUAUGGCAGGCGAUCGAUGAACCGCUGAACAGAAAAGCAAAGUGUCUGUUUAGAUGUAAUGGAGGGCUGUUGAUUUUCAUUGUUAUUUCAAACCAUAUUCUCACCUGCAAAAGGUUGAGAAGGAUGUUUGCUGGAGUGAAGAAGGCUGGAGUGGUGGACGUGGCUGUGACUGAACUCCUGGCCUUAUUUUCUGUGUUCAUAUAUGUGUGUGUGUGAGUGUGUGUGAUAACCCUAUGGCAACACUGGAUUGUGUGGUACACAGCUGUGUAUGUGGGUGUAGACAGAGCUAGGCACAGUAGGCAAGCCCUGCUGCCAGACAGCUUCCUCAACACCACCACCCCUCCUCUUUCUCCCCGACCCUGAACACACACACACACACACAGUCAAUCCAAGCCAAUGCACACACCCCGACACACAUCCACCACACACACACACACACACACACAAACACAUCAACAUAACACAUGCUCAAACUGAAUCAGUCCAAGUCAGUGUAACCCCUCCACUCGCCAGCCACACACACACACACAGACACACACACUUCACUCUGCAAGCUGUGGUGACAGACUCGGCUGUCUUCAGUUCUGGGCAUGUCACAUGCUAAUGUAUUCAUCCACCCACAGCAACUGGAGAAGCAGCGCUCUUAAGUACAGUCCAAUCAGUCUCUGGCCUGCUAAUGGCUCCAAUCCAGUUCCCUACAGUAGCUUUUUCUCUCUCUUCAAAUGCCAUGUGGUCGAAUGUCCCUCAAAGCCGCAACAGCCCGACAAUACGACUUUGAGACAGAAAUGCUUCAUUUUCAUUAUCUCGACAGUAGAAAUUAAUUGACAUAGUAACCCGCCUUGUGUGCUAUUUGUUUCCAAGUUUAAUUUUGUUUUGUUUAAUUUUUUUCAGAGUGACAUUUUAUCUGCGUCUCGCGCCGACUCAAAACCACUCUGUCUGCAACAAAGACAACAAAUGAAAAUAUAUUCAGUGACCAAGAUUUUGUUUUUAAUUAGUACAUUGACUUUUUCUUGAAAAUCUACUUUAUAUUCAGCAUAAGGGAGGCAACCUCAAGAUAACAGAAGCAACAAAACAAAACAUAAGCAGUGGACAUACCUCAACAUCUCACAGACAACAGUGCUUUAGGGAAAAAGGCAGGGCAGAUACGGGAAUAUAUACAACGCAAAAAAAAAAAAAAAGAAGAAAAAAAAAGAAAGCAGCAAAUCCCCACUCAAAAGAUUUCUAUGCAAAUGUAACCCAGUGUAAUUAUUGA
This is a messenger RNA of Epinephelus fuscoguttatus (brown-marbled grouper), 6948 nucleotides long. It is a transcript of the gene tnmd, whose product is annotated as tenomodulin. The transcript is spliced from 7 exons. Bases 149 to 1048 code for a protein of 299 amino acids. NCBI's taxonomy places the organism in Eukaryota, Metazoa, Chordata, Actinopteri, Perciformes, Serranidae. Gene Ontology annotation, biological process: negative regulation of angiogenesis; negative regulation of endothelial cell proliferation. The record is from RefSeq and is a predicted model, not a curated record.